AAAAAUGUUUAUCCACCUGAACCCCACCAUGGUUGAGGCUCAGCCCAUUCUAGGAAACCGUGAUCCUCUAAUGGAAGCAAUGGAAUUCAUACAAGAUCUAGAAUCAGAUAAAUACGGAGGACAUUUAUCGAUUCAACAAACAAGCACAUUGAUGGGGACACUAUGGGAGCGAUCUGGUUGUACAGAGAUUCUCGGCGAUAAAUGCAAUGAUUGUUUAUCAGUUGAGACGCUAUUCGAGAUAAUAGAAGCCAAUAACAGUGAGGGAUUGACGGAUGCUACGUAUCCAAGGGCUAGCGUGGUAUUAACAUACUUCCUAUACAGCUUUACCGAUGUUUGUCAGACUGCACCAACGGUACACAAUUACACUUGGUACUUAGCGGAGGUGAUGAGCGCUAGUGGGUGGAAAGCUUCCUCUAACGUGCGAUAUAUUAAUCAAGAAAUAAACCCAGACAGCGAGGUGUAUCUAACAGAGGAUGGACUUUCAUCUAUUCUAAAGCUUAUCAAUAAAACAUACGCCCCACUGUCCAAAGUCAAGUGUUUCUAUGCCAACACGUUAUUCCAAGACGCAGCUGUAGACGUCAAUCCAGGUGCUGACGAGAGUCAAACACAAUCAAUAUGUGCACACAUGAUUUCAAACUUACUUCAAGGCGACUUAAUUGGGGAGUCUAUGUAUAUUAAACCCAAUGCGUUUAUAGAUGAAAUUUACAGUGACUAUGGAGAAGGAGAAAAAAUAACACCUGAAGGAUUUGAAGAAAUUAUGACGUCACUUGGAAUUGGAAGUCAUUCGCACACGACAGAAAUGGAAGAGACCAUGAAUCAGUUGGACGAAACCCACUCCUAUGUACCUACAACAAUACAUGAAGCAAGUUGAAUUUGACUUAACUAU
Messenger RNA from Anneissia japonica, 886 nucleotides. RefSeq lists its product as uncharacterized. Lineage: Eukaryota; Metazoa; Echinodermata; Crinoidea; Comatulida; Comatulidae. The record is from RefSeq and is a predicted model, not a curated record. The transcript has 5 exons. The coding region runs from base 5 to 871 and encodes 288 amino acids.